This is a messenger RNA of Triticum dicoccoides, 1671 nucleotides long. Its product is annotated as scopoletin glucosyltransferase-like. Gene Ontology annotation, molecular function: UDP-glucosyltransferase activity. The transcript has a single exon. Bases 85 to 1551 code for a protein of 488 amino acids. Lineage: Eukaryota; Viridiplantae; Streptophyta; Magnoliopsida; Poales; Poaceae. The record is from RefSeq and is a predicted model, not a curated record.
GCACUCUGCUCUGGUCGUCAAAUACCACCGCAUAAGGUUAAGAAGAGAGACAAAUUGAGACCGGCGUGGCGUGGGAAGGCAGCCAUGGCGGACAAGGACGAGGAGCAGCAGCAGCAGCAGCCGCUACACAUCCUCUUCUUCCCCUUCCUCAUCCCGGGCCACCUCAUUCCGAUGGCCGACAUCGCCGUGGUCUUCGCGGCUCGCGGCGUCAGGUGCACCAUCCUCACCACCCCCGUUCAGGCUUCCAUCAUCGGCUCCAUCGUCGACCGCGCCAACAGCAACGACGACCUCUCUUCCCAGUCGGUCCAUGUCGCCGUCGUGCCUUUCCCCGACGUCGGGCUCCCGCCGGCUGGCCAGCGCGGCACGGGCCUUGUAUCCCAGGAAGAUAAAGUGAAGUUCGGCCGGGCGGUGCAGCUGCUCCGGGAGCCCUUCGAACGGUUCCUGGCUGACAGCCAUGCCGACCUCGACGCCGUGGUCUCCGACGGCUUCUACCACUGGUCCGUGGACGUCGCGGCUGAAUACGGCGUGCCGCGUCUCAUGUUCCUCGGCAUGGGUGUGUUCGCCCGGUCCUGCUCCGAGCACGUGUUGUCGCAGGAGCAUAGGCACAACCCCGACGGCGACGAUCCUGAUGCCGUCGUGUCGCUGCCGGGUCUACCGCACGGCGUGGAGCUGAGGCGGAGCCAGAUGAUGAAGGAGCCGCACUACCUGGAGUUCUUCCGGUGCGUCUAUGCCGCAGGCCGGAGGAGCUACGGCGAGCUGUUCAACAGCUUCCAAGAGCUGGAGCGGGACAGCGCCGAGCACUACCGCACGAUGCUCGGCGGCCGCGCGUGGUUCGUUGGGCCAGUCGCGCUCGCCAGCGGUAGCAAGGACGUGGCGUCAAGGGGCACCGACGCGCUCUCGCUGGACGCGGACGGCUGUCUCCGGUGGCUGGACUCCAAGCCGGCUGGCUCGGUGGCAUACGUCGCAUUUGGUACGCUGACCAGCUUCUCGCCGGAGCAGCUACGGGAGCUCGCCCGCGGCCUUGACAUCUCAGGCAAGAACUUUGUGUGGGUCAUCUCCGGCGCCGACGCAGCAUCGUCGGACCUAUGGAUGCCAGAAGGCUUCCAGACAGCUUCGCGUGGGUACAUCAUCCGUGGCUGGGCGCCGCAGGUGCUCAUUCUAAACCACCCGGCCAUGGCCUGCUUCGUGACGCACUGCGGGUGGAACUCGACGCUGGAGGCGGUGAGCGCCGGCGUACCGAUGAUGACCUGGCCACGGUAUGCUGACCAGUUCUUUAACGAGAAGCUCGUCGUGGACGUGCUCAAAGUGGGCGUCAGCGUGGGCGCCAGGGACAACGCGUCGUCUGCGGAGGCCCACCAGGUGAUCGGAGGCGGCGUGAUUGCCAAGUGUGUCACGAGACUGAUGGAGGUGCAGGGCGACGUAAUGCGGAAGAAGGUGGAAGAUCUUGGCGUCAAGGCAAGAGACGCGGUGGAGAAGGGUGGCUCGUCGUACGGUGACGUUGGACGGCUGGUGGACGACCUUAAGGCCCGUCGGAGUAGGCAACGUGAUUGACUCGAUGGCGCCGGCGACGUCUCGUUAAUUUUCUUUUCAAUAAAAGGGAGAUUUACGAGAAAAGCAUAUCUACCAUGUAGGGGAUAUCCCAUGCAUAAUUCAGGAGUUGGGAUUUGGUUA